Messenger RNA from Gadus chalcogrammus (walleye pollock), 4894 nucleotides. RefSeq lists its product as uncharacterized. The transcript is spliced from 8 exons. The record is from RefSeq and is a predicted model, not a curated record. Bases 419 to 4255 code for a protein of 1278 amino acids. NCBI's taxonomy places the organism in Eukaryota, Metazoa, Chordata, Actinopteri, Gadiformes, Gadidae.
UGGAUCCCGUGACAUCCCCUUAACACAAAGGACCUACAGCUGAUAAAGACCCCCGUGUUUGUGUGUGUGUGUGCGCAUGCCAGGGGCCUGAGGGCAUAUGUUUGUACUAGUUAACAGUAGAGACCUGGAAGAGAGCCCUGCAGUAGCUAGGACACACAUCGACCGCCAGCUCCCAGACCAGAGUUCAGAGUUCAUUCAAGCUGACUGCCGGGCUGGCUGAGGUCAUUUUUGUGGUUCUAUGUGUGGUCCCUCUUGACCUGUUAGGACAACACAGACGGUGGAUUAAGACGUUUUUUUCACCGGUGGCGCAGUUCGGUCUUCUGAGCGGGAAGUCACCAGUUGGAUCCCAGGUUAGGUAGGGGUCAGGCUAGGGCGACGUUCGGGUCAGGGUUUGGGUAAGGACACCAGGCAAGCCGUCAUGAUGGAGAAGUUCCAGGCAGGCAUGGUUUUGGGGGCUACGGGGGACGCCCUGGGCUGGAGGAAGGGCCGUUGGGGGGGCUGCACCUCCGGGAGACAGAUCCAGGAGGAGUUGGCGUCCCUGGGAGGUCUAGGGGACCUCACCCUGGACCCCGAACUCUGGCCUCCGGGGGACAGUGCCCUGAUGCAUAUGACCACCGCACAGGCCCUCAUCACAGACUACUGGUGCCUGGAAGACCUGUACCGGGAGCUGGUGCGUGUUUAUGUGGCAGCCUCAGGGGUCCUGCGGGGCCGGACCCCGGACCCCUCUAAAGUGGACUGCUGCUCACACCUCAAGCCAAACAACUUCCUUCUGGCCUGGCACACCCCCUUCAACGAGAAAGGGUCAGGGUCCGGUGGGGCCUCCAAAGCCAUGUGUGUUGGGAUGAGGUACUGGCAGGAGGAACGUCUGGGCUCUCUGAUGGAGGUCAGCCUGGAGACCGGGAGGAUGACCCACAACCACCCCACAGGCUUCCUAGGCUCAAUGACUACGGCCCUGUUUGCGUCAUUCGCUGUCCAGGGGCGACCCCCCGUGACCUGGGGACGGGAGCUCAUGAAGGCCAUACCCAAGGCCUACGAGUACUGCAAGAGAACCAUACGACACAUGGCAGAGUACCAGGAGAACUGGUUCUACUUUGAAGCUAAGUGGCAGUUUUACCUGGAGGAGAGGGGGAUAGAACAGGAGGGACAGGACAAACCCUUGUUUCCUGACCCCUAUGAUGCUGACCAAACCGACAAGAUGUAUAGACUGUGGAGCUCUGAAGGCCGUGCAGGAAGGAGGGGUCACGACGCGCCUAUGAUAGCCUAUGAUGCACUGCUGGCAGCAGGGAGCAACUGGACCGAACUCUGCAGACGAGCCAUGUUCCACGGAGGGGAGAGUGAUGUGACGGGCCUGAUAGCAGGCUGUCUCUACGGCCUCAUGUAUGGGCUUUCCCAGGUUCCUGCAGGCCUCGUCAAGGAUCUGGACAAGCGGCAGCAGCUGGAAGACAUCGGAGCCGCGCUGUUCAAAGCCGCGUCCGCGGAAAAGUGCUCAGACAAGCCUCAGUCCAAGGACCGAAGUACAAGCAUCAAUACAAAUUUGCUGAAGAAGAUGAUCAGAGAACGCACCUGCUAUCCUGAGGUUCGAGGUGUCUUGGAGAGUCUCCUCCACUAUCUAACGCAGGAGGUCCGCACUCUGGCAAGGAGAGAGGUUGACAUAAACCAAGGUUUAAUGCCAACAAGUGCAGCAAACAGGAAAGGGACAGUCAAGAUGUCUGAAUCUGUGGUGAACCACACUCCUGCUGAGACGCUGGUUGAAUCAAAAAAGCACAGCCAAGGUGAGAGUGACACCACCUGGGCUCAAAGUCCCAAACGGCAGGUCUUCAUGGGUCCAGCUGAUGUGAGAGCAGGCGGCCGGAGGGCAGGGGAACCAAAACAGCGGCGACUCACCGCAUUCCAGCUCCUCCAGGCCAAAUUCAUGAGAACCACAUCCAAACAAGUAGCCAGCCACCAACGGCAGGUUGGGGCUCUACAUUGUGAUCUGAGAGGAAGGGGAGCUUGCGGGACCCCAGAAAGACAAACUGCUGUUUUUGGUUCCGAGACAAACCAGCCAAAACAAAAACAAUGCAAGAAGAAAGGGAGCAAUGUGAAGGACAUGGUGGCAAGGUUUGCCAGGGCUGAGGAGAAGGAAAAGGGUGUGAACAUACAGGGGAAGUUGCCAAUUAAGGCAAGACUGAUCCAUAGGGGACCCCUCCUGUCGUCCCUGAUGGAGAGGCUAGAAACCGUAUCAAUCAUGCAGAGGAAGGGGGACUUGAUAUCUCCUCUGGAUACAUCUCCUAGAGGUGUAGGGAGGGGGACUGGUUGCGUAAGAGACAAUGUGAGUCGUCUUGAAAAAGCACAACAACCCAACUGUGAAGAACGAGGAGGAGGACUGAAACAUUGGCCAACUGCUGGGGAAAAAUUCCAAUACCUUCUACCCAAGGCACACAAGCAGGAAGAGAAAACAGAGGGGCCGGGAGCGAUGUUAACACAACAGAACUCUGCACAGAGAGAACCAAAGCAUUCCAAACCUACGCAACCCAAAAACGUUUGCCCCGAUCAAAAAGUCAAAAGUCAUUUCUCCAAAGGAAGUGAAACUGGAAAGCUGUCGAACUCAAAACCAGAAGAUAAGACGGAUCUAGAGAUCAAUCAAAAUGGAGUUGAGGAACUGUGCAGUAAGGCUGGUGACAUUGAACAAGGUAGUCUGACACCAAACUGUUUGUUGUCCUCUGUUAUUGAGGGUGCCCUCCUAGAGACUCUGGAGCUUGCUCCUCAAGAGCAGGCCUUGCUGGAAUGCUACAGUGUCGUUCCUCUCUCUAUUCCUCCUGUGUUUAGCUUGGCACGCUCAAAGCCCUCUCCUCAACCGUACUCUGGCAGAACUGAGCCUGCAGCUGCCUAUUUCUCACUCAAACCACACCCGGAGGCCUUCACCUCCCUGACCAAAGAAUGUUACUCUGGUGUGCCCCUGCGGUCUUCUCACAGCGGGGAAACCCCACAGGAGCCGACUGAAGAUGAAGACGAGAAGCUGAGGUGUUGUACCUCAAACGACAGGUCAUUAAACCUGAGAAUUCCAAUGCAGGCUGAACAAAGGUUGCAGAAGUACCUCAUUCCACGAGCCAUUGAUCUAGAAGGGGAACCAGGUGCUAAAGCUACAGAUAGCUCCUCACUUAAGCCAGCAUCAUUCCCUGUUGAGAUAUGUCCUGUGGUUGAUGAUUCAACCACUUGUUUUGGGUCUGGUCUCACAUCUGGACUUGGAUUACCAGAGCAUCUACAUCUUAGUCUUCAUUCACAAGGGGCUAUGAUCUCACAGCUCACCAGGAGCGAGAGGGAGGUAGACAGUCAACUGGAGAAAGAGCAGCAAAAAUAUUUGGAGGGAGGGAUAGAGAGAGACCUUGAGGAAGGGGAGAGAGAAAAAGAGAUUGAACUGGAGAGAGUGGCGAGAGACAUAAAGAUUAAAAUGGAAAGAGUGGAUAGUGAACUCGAUAUAAGGGCGAGGGAUAUAGCGAAUGACCUGGAGAGAGUGGAGAGAGGCCAAGAGAAUCAAUCGGAGAGAGGGGAGGGAGAGAUGGGGAGUGAACUGGAGAGAACGGAGAGAGAUAUAGUCAACAAACUGAAGAAAGGGGAGAGAGAUCUAGAGUAUCAAUUGGAGAGAGCGAUGGGGGGUGAACUGGAGAGAACGGAGAGAUCCAUAGAUAACGAACUGGAGAGAGGGGAUAUAGGCCUUGAGAAUCAAUCUGAGAGAAGAGAAAAAGAGAUGGAGAGUGAACUGAGGAGAAAGAUCGAGAGUCAAAUUCAAAGAGGGGAGAGAGACAUAAAGAAUACAUUGAAGAGGGGGGAGAGUGAGAUGGGGAGUGAACUGGAGAGGGCAAAGAGAGAAAUAGACAAUAAACUUGAGAGGGAGAAAAAGAGUGGACUGGAAAGAGGGGAGAGAGUCUCAGACAAUGAACUGGAGAGAGAAAAGAUGGAAAAGGGAGUUCGAGAGAAACUGAUGCGAGAAAUGACCAGCAAAUCAGACUGGAGCUGUUUAGAACUUCCCAUUUCCUGUACAUUAGGACUCACCAAUCACAGCAAUGCUGGGACAGGACUUGCCAAUCACGGCCAUGCUGGGCAGGUACUAGCCAAUCACAGCCAUGCUGGACCAGGACCAGCUAAUCACAGCCAUGCUGGACCAGAGAGCGCACAUUAUAUCCAGAAGUACAGGACCAUCAACUACGCAGAUCCUUCGGCCCAGCUCAUAUUCAUACCCAAGGUCAUCCGCUUCACAGAUACCUUCACCUUCUAGACACAAACAAUGUAUAUUCUUAUAUAUGAAUUUAGAUUAUAUAUUUUGGCCUUUUUUUCUAUAUUUCUAUUUAUAUCCUGAAUAAAUGAGAACCCCAAGAGGAAUCCCUUGUUCAUUAUACUUUGACAAAUACAUUUAUGAUUCUGCCUUCCAGUGUCAAAUAAAACCUACAUAAUAGUCAAAUACCUGUCCAGUAAAGGCCUCGGGGCAUGCCGGACAUAGUCGGUAAAUGCCUUUGACUCCACGUGUUCUUAAAGAUACUUUAUGUAAACAUUGCUUGAAUAGGUGACGUGCAGUAUCCAAUAGCAAACCUUCAAAUGACCUUGCAGGUAAGAACAUCAAACAGGUGUUGAGCUGUUUGUAUAGUGACUUCACAUUCUUCACCUUCCAUUAUCACAAGGUUCAUGUAGAAAAAAGUCUUUACUGGGAAUAGAUAAAUAAAUAUAAAUGUGUAUAAAAACAUGGUUUUAGUUAUCGUAUUGCUGCCACGGGCAAGGGUGGAAAAGUAAAUAACAGCAGAGUUUUGACAACAAAGCACUCAGACCUUUAAGUCCAAAUAACUGCAUACGAACUUAAAAGUUUAUUUAGCCAACUGUGGUUUGCGUUUGUACCGCGGCGCGGUCUCAUCAUCUGCAAAGA